AUGAAAACUAGUAUUAAGAUGAAAAGGCAGGAGAAACGGACUUUGAGAGGACAUAGUUGCGUUAGUAAUCCAGAAAAGAAAACUUUUCGUAAUUUAGCUCGUGCAUCUCUAAGGAGUAUAUCAUCUGAGACCAGUGGGCAUCAAUCAAGUCCAACUCUGUCCAAGGAAGACUUAAAUAUACAUGACAAGAUGAACGAACUCAUGACUUCCCUCCCCGCAACUGCCGACGAUGCUGACACGGUACAGGAUGACUCAACGGAAAAAAUGACCAUCCGCAGUCAGUAUACCAAUCAAAUGUUUGCAGAUGUAAAUCGACUUUUCAACUCCCAGCUUACUAGCCACAAAGAGAUUUUUGCGAUCCUGGCUGCUGUAACCGAGGUUAUAAAGAAUCAGGGUGGUACUGAAUCGAAUGUGGAAUAUUUUGCAGCUUUGAUGACUACUCUUGAAUCUUCCUCUGAAAUAGAAGUUCUAACAGCAACAGCUUAUUUACUGCGACUGGUUAUCACGAAAUUACCAGACAGUAUAUUACUUGCCAAAUUUCCAGCUGCUAGCAGAAUUAUAACUACCCUGCUAAUUGAUCAUAUGGAUUCAGAAGAUUCUUCGCUAGUUAAAUCGCUAUUACGGUGUCUGCAGGGAUUUCUAAUUGUUCAGGAAGCAACUGUUUGGAGUCUCCCCACUACAGUUCGAUCGUUUGAGAUAUUACUUGGUUUUACUAGUCAUGCUAAACCAAAAUAUAUAAAAAUCUUUGCUGAAAAUUUACUGAAAAUUAUGCUGAAAAAAGAUACGAUACGUACUACUGUAUGCUUGGAAAUCUUUUAUUCAUUAUUUUCAUCCGUCAAUGAUGCUUCGAAUUUAACCGUCGAAUUAUCUAGCCAGAUCAUAAUGGUACUAUAUGAAUACCGCCCGAACGAGAAUGAUAUUGAACCUACAGUUGCUUGGCUAACAGUUAUGAUGCAGGGUGCCAUUUGUCGCUCUAAACUCAAUUGCGAAAUGGGAUUUAUUGGCUUGCCUCCCUUAUUUUCCGCUUGUAUGCCUUACUUUCUUUCUAAGAAUGAACGUAUACUAUCAUCAACAACCCGCGUACUUAAGACUGUGUUAGAGGAAUGCGUCCCUCCAGUGUCCGAGGAUAUUGUUAGUGCGUUGUUAUCAGAACAUACUGAUGAAAAUACUCCGGCACAUAAACUAAUGAGAUGUGUUGAAUCAGGCUUAAAGUAUAAAUAUCAGAAUUCUUGGAAUUAUAUUCUACAAGUAGUGGUAUCAUAUCUAAAGGUUUUAGGGAAAGAAUGCAAAGAAUUAUCUAAGAGAGUGGGUAUUAAACAAAUAUUUGGAUAUAAGUUAACCUAA
Molecule: messenger RNA, 1344 nt
Organism: Trichoplax adhaerens
Lineage: Eukaryota; Metazoa; Placozoa; Uniplacotomia; Trichoplacea; Trichoplacidae
Exons: 13
Coding region: 1-1344 (447 amino acids)
Source: RefSeq, a predicted model, not a curated record